This is a messenger RNA of Recurvomyces mirabilis, 2257 nucleotides long. RefSeq lists its product as uncharacterized. The record is from RefSeq and is a predicted model, not a curated record. The transcript has a single exon. Lineage: Eukaryota; Fungi; Ascomycota; Dothideomycetes; Mycosphaerellales; Teratosphaeriaceae. The annotation marks the transcript as partial.
CACAAAGCGCGCCAUGCGACUCUUGCAGUGCGACGAAGACGGCGGCUACCGUCUCACAGAAGACUUGGCAGAGGAUGACCUACCACCGUAUGCGAUUCUCUCGCACCGCUGGCUAACAGAGACCGACGAGCCGACCUUCGAGGACCUCACGCGUCAUCGGGCUCAUGAUAAGCUUGGAUACCAGAAACUGCGCUUCUGUGCUGGACGGGCAAGAAGAGAUGGGCUGCGACAUUUUUGGGUGGACACCUGUUGCAUCGACAAGCUCAACAAGGCGGAAUUGUCUAGGUCCAUCAACUCCAUGUUUCGAUGGUACCAGAAUGCGGCUACUUGCUACGUUUAUCUACACGACAUUACCAGUCAAUCAUCGGACCGGGACAAGUUGAGGAAACUUCGAUCAAAUGCAUGGUUUACACGUGGUUGGACACUCCAAGAACUCCUGGCUCCCCACUCUGUUGUCUUCUAUUCGGGGAACGGUGAACGACUCGGCGACAAAGACUCGCUUGAGCAGCUUAUACACGAGGUCACAGCCAUUCCCAAGACAGCUCUUCGAGGAAUGCCGUUGCAUCGUUUCAGCAUUGACGAGCGGCUGGCGUGGAUGACUGCUCGGGGGACUACAUUCGAAGAAGACAAGGCUUAUUCGUUAGCAGGCAUGUUCGAUAUCUACCUUGCUCCAGUGUACGGUGAAGGAUUCGCACAGGCGCACAGAAGGCUUCUCGAACUGAUCCAUCACCGCGACAACUGUGCUAGAGAUCUGCGCCUCAGCAACCCUUCUGACGACAAGAGGCGAAUCGAGCACACGAAGGGUGGUUUACUAGUAGAUGCCUACAGGUGGAUCCUCGACCAUCCGCAGUAUAUACAAUGGCGUGACAGUGACCAGUGUCAAACCCUGUGGGUCAAGGGUGAUCCGGGCAAGGGCAAGACCAUGCUUCUCUGUGGCAUUGUGAAUGAGUUGGACAGUCAUCUGGCUGACCGCGAUCGGUUGUCUUACUUCUUCUGCCAAGCGAGCGAUGCGCGGAUCAACAACGCCUCGGCCGUGCUGAGAGGCCUGAUGCUCUUACUCGUCAAUCGGCAGGCGUCGCUCACAAUGCAUAUUCAGGAAGAAUAUGAUCGCUCUGGCAAGAGCCUCUUCGAAGACGGGAAUGCCUGGUUUGCUCUGUCUGACAUCUUCACGCGCAUGCUGCAGGAUUCGAGCUUCGGAACAGUGUACCUGAUCAUCGAUGCACUCGACGAAUGCGUGGAGGAUAUGGACAGACUAACAGGCUUCAUUCGACAAACGUCCCGUGUCUCCACCAAGGUCAAAUGGUUGGUAUCCAGUCGCAACUGGCCUUCCAUCAAGGAGCAGAUAGCAACCGUUGAUGACCACGACGAGUUGAGCCUCGAGCUCAAUGCCGAUGCUGUCUCUCAGGCUGUACGGGUCUAUGUCAAGCACAAAGUCCUGCAGCUCUCUGCUCAAAAGAAUUAUACCAAGGAUCUACAAUCCACUGUCCUGCGUCAUCUCUACACAAAUGCGAAGGACACCUUCCUGUGGGUUGCAUUGAGCUGUCAGUAUCUCUCGAAAGUCCCUGUUUGGAGCACCAUCUCCAAGCUCGGACGGCUUCCUCCCGGGCUGGACGAUUUAUAUGGACAGAUGUGGAAGCACGUCUGCGCGUCAGAUGAGGAUGACCUGUGCAGGAGUCUGCUCUCCACAGUCACCGUGCUCUACCGACCAGCAACCCUGGCGGAGUUGACGUGUAUCAUAGAGUCACUUUCAGAAGUGUCUCACGAUCCUGCAGCGGUUAUCAACAUGAUCGAGCAUUGUGGCUCGUUUCUGACUGUCAGAGCAGACCAGGUAUACUUCGUCCAUGAGUCUGCAAGGGAGUUCCUAUCGCUCGCGGUCUCCAGCGAGCUGUACCCUUUCGGGAAAGGACGGGUGCAUCACCAGAUCUUUUCAAGAUCAUUGCAGAAUCUUUCCUUGACUCUCAAGCGAGACAUAUACCGCUUGUCCACGCCCGACGUGUUUAUUGAAGAUAUCAAGCGACCAGAUCCAGAUCCACUUGCCAAGUCACGCUACUCAAUUGUGUACUGGAUCGCCCACCUUUGUGCGUGGUACUUCGAAUCUUCCAAAGAUCCUGGCGGUAGCUCACACCACUCUUUACAUUCUAUUCACGACUUUCUUCAACGUAAUUGCCUUUAUUGGCUAGAGGCUCUAAGCCUUUGUCGAGGAAUGUCAGACGGUGUUAUCCUCCUAGGAAAACUGAAGGACUUGGUAGGGGUAUGA